This is a messenger RNA of Delphinapterus leucas (beluga whale), 947 nucleotides long. RefSeq names its product eva-1 homolog B (gene EVA1B). NCBI's taxonomy places the organism in Eukaryota, Metazoa, Chordata, Mammalia, Artiodactyla, Monodontidae. The record is from RefSeq and is a predicted model, not a curated record.
AAACUUUCCGCCGGCUGGUCCAUCGGCCCUUGUCCGGCCCGCGCUGCCGCGGCCUGGGAUCCGAGCCGGGCGGGCAGGUGACCGGGACCGGACGGGGCGGGAGCGGCCGGGCCCCGGGUGUCUGCGGCCGCCGGACGCGCCGGGGCCGGGCAGCGGGGAAGCGGGGCGCUGACGGCUGACAGGGGAGCUGCCCCCCCAGAGAAGCAUGGAUGCCCCCCGAAGGGACAUGGAGUUGCUCAGCAACAGCCUGGCGGCCUACGCACACAUCCGCGCUAACCCCGAGAGCUUCGGCCUCUACUUCGUGCUGGGUGUCUGCUUUGGCCUGCUGCUCACCCUGUGCCUGCUAGUCAUCAGCAUCUCCUGCGCACCCCGCCCGCGGCCCCGAGGCCCCACUCCGCGCCGGGACCCCCGCAGCAGCACCCUGGAGGCCGAGGACGACGACGACGAUGACGAUGAGGAUACGGUGACUCGGCCGGGCCCCGAGGUGUCCGCGGAGCCCGACGGGCCCCUGAGCGUCAACGUCUUCACUUCGGCCGAGGAGCUGGAGCGGGCGCAGCGGCUAGAGGAGCGGGAACGGAUCCUGCGGGAGAUCUGGCGCACUGGACAGCCAGACCUCCUGGGCACCGGCACGCUGGGGCCCAGCCCCACGGGCACGGGCACCCUGGGCCGCAUGCACUAUUACUGACCGGCCCCCAGAGCGUACUGGAUAUGCACAGGGGCUUCGAGCUGCCCCAGGACCUUUGGACUGCCCCUGCCCACGGUGCUAUGGAGGCCCCGCCCCCACGGCUCCCCUGGUGCUGUUGGGCCUGGAUUCCCGUCCCCUGGGAGACACCCUUCCCCCGUCCAGCCAGAAGGCCCUGGGGGUAGGGCAGGACACAGGGUCCCCAUCCCCUCUCUGGGGGACGGUUAAGAGGUGACGUGACCAAUGAAAGCUGCAUUCUCAGUGA